Ctenopharyngodon idella (grass carp) is the source of this 10358-nucleotide messenger RNA. Its product is annotated as gamma-aminobutyric acid receptor subunit gamma-3. Gene Ontology annotation, cellular component: GABA-A receptor complex; dendrite membrane; postsynapse. The record is from RefSeq and is a predicted model, not a curated record. The coding region runs from base 1476 to 2876 and encodes 466 amino acids. Gene Ontology annotation, biological process: regulation of postsynaptic membrane potential; signal transduction; gamma-aminobutyric acid signaling pathway. The transcript is spliced from 10 exons. Gene Ontology annotation, molecular function: benzodiazepine receptor activity; GABA-A receptor activity; GABA-gated chloride ion channel activity. NCBI's taxonomy places the organism in Eukaryota, Metazoa, Chordata, Actinopteri, Cypriniformes, Xenocyprididae.
CAUACCGUCAUAAGAACUUGAAAACAAAGCGAAUCAGGUCGACGUGUAGUUUUAUGUGUUAUUAAAGCUAGUGUGCAAUUUUUUCUAUGUUAAAAUACUUUAUCUUAUAUUCAGAGACCAUUAUAUGUAAGCAAUUUUAGGCUGUUUGCUAUGUGGUAACGUUCGAUCUCGACAAGCACGUCAUAGACUCAACCAAUGAGGUGUGUUUGGGGCGGGGCGGGGGAGUGCACGAGGAAACCUGUUUGAAACAAUCGCCUUUUUUUUUUUUUUUUUUUUUUUUAAUUACGUUGACGCUGGUGGAGUAAAAACUAAACACUUCAGCUUUUUUUGUACAUUUUUUAAUUAAUAUUUGAUUAUAUCUUUGUCAAAAUGACAAAAGACUUCUUUCAAAUAAUCAAAAGUAGAUUCGCCUGUGGCAUUUUUUAAGCGUACCACAGAUACUGAACUUUCUAGAGAGAAGUCAGGAAAAUCUCACAACACGCAGAGCAAAGAGAGAAAGGGGCUUGUUUUUUUCCAAAGUGCGUGGGCGACUGGGAGCUGCCUGUGGUGAUAAAUGUCGGCGCUGUCUCUCAAAUAUUAUACUGCAUAUGUGCACCUGCUCAUACAGACGCAACAAUGCGAGGACAAAGUACGGAUAGACAUUUCUCCAGCUUUAAAUGUUAAAUUAGCAGCAGUAGUUAUGUAUAUCCGAAUCAGAUAGUAAUAGAAAGAAAUAAAGAAUGACGAAUAACAUUUCACUGGCAAUAAUAGCCUACGGAAAAUGGCAAAGUACAGAAAACUGCAUUUCUAUUUAUAUUUAUGUGCCAAUGAAUAAUACCCUGUGAUAAUUAAUUCGACUCCAAAUUGGAUGAUGACAUUUUCUUCACCCUCAAUCUUGUUCUAUUAUCGAGUUAAUCGCACUGCGAUCAAUGCACGUGCAAAGUAAUUGCUGCAAUUAUGCGCCAAUUUUCAUUUCGAACACAGUCCGCGCGGAAAUCAUUUACCUAGCUGAUAGCGAUACUGUAAACAGCCGCUUCUUAAUGUCUCUCCUCGAAGCAUUCUGUCGCUGAAAAUAUCAGAUGUACCCGAAGAGGAUCUCAAGUUCCGCUGAAGCGUCUGGGAAAGCAGACUUUGUUUUUUAUGACGUAAUUUGAAGAAACUAACGGACGCGUUAGAGGUUUGAAGGUGUCCACUUUGGAAGUUUGCGCUCUGUCUCUGUGCGAACGUCAGUAUGUGUGUCUGGUGGUGCAACUUCAAGGAGCAGGAGGGGCUCUUCUAUUAUUUGAUCUCGCUAAUUGCCAAUGUAAGUGAACUUUAAGCACCGGACACUAAGCCGAGGAGGUCUUACCGUUCCCGUUGGACUAUAACCUAGACUACUCGCCACUGUUUUAAUUGAGCCUGGAAGAAAAGGCUGCAGCUCUGUCACUAUUUUUUCUUCUUAGAAGAGUCUCCGUGCAGUGUGCCACAUUCAACACGGAGUCAAUCUCACCUAAAACAUGUCCACCAAAUGGUUCCUCUACUUCUUACUUCUGUCAGUGUUUCGUGCAUGUUCUCAAACAGCCGCUUCUGAGGAUGAUGAGUACGACGACGUUACUGUGAAUCAAAUGUUGGCCCCCAAAACCCACGAGACAGACGCAACGCAAAUACUAAACAACUUACUAAAGGAGUAUGACAAAAAACUGCGCCCAGAUAUUGGAGUUAAACCGACAGUCAUUGAUGUUGAUAUCUUCGUAAAUAGUAUUGGACCUGUGUCAUCAAUAAAUAUGGAGUACCAGAUUGACAUAAUUUUUGCGCAGACGUGGACAGACAGCCGGCUCAGAUAUAACAGCACUAUGAAAAUAUUGACUUUGAACAGUAAUAUGGUUGGACUCAUUUGGCUACCGGACACGAUCUUCAGAAAUUCCAAGAGUGCAGAUUCACAUUGGAUUACUACACCAAAUCAGCUACUUAGAAUAUGGAAUGAUGGGAAAAUACUUUACACUUUGAGAUUGACCAUAAACGCAGAGUGCCAGCUUCAACUGCAUAACUUCCCUAUGGAUGAGCACUCCUGCCCCCUCAUCUUCUCCAGCUAUGGAUACCCACGAGAUGAAAUGAUUUACAAGUGGAGGAAGAACUCGGUGCAGGCGGCUGAUCAGAAGUCAUGGAGACUUUACCAGUUCGACUUCAUGGGCCUGAGGAACACCACAGAUAUAAUUAAGACAACAGCAGGUGACUAUGUGGUGAUGACUGUAUAUUUUGACCUAAGCAGAAGAAUGGGAUACUUCACAAUUCAGACCUAUAUCCCCUGCAUACUUACUGUGGUUCUCUCUUGGGUCUCCUUUUGGAUCAAAAAAGAUGCAACUCCAGCCAGAACAGCACUAGGAAUAACAACAGUAUUAACCAUGACAACACUCAGCACGGUGGCACGGACAUCACUACCCAGGGUCUCAUACGUCACAGCAAUGGACCUUUUCGUCACUGUCUGUUUCCUGUUUGUUUUUGCGGCUCUCAUGGAGUAUGCCACACUCAAUUAUUACUCUUAUAGCGCUCGUAGACCAACCUGCAACAAGACGAAAAGAUCGUCUCCACAUUUAGGGAAUGAAGAACAUCCAAGCGCCCCAUUCCGAGCCAAUUCUAAGAACUACUCAGUGCUGGAUGUGGGUCCUCCUCCCACAGUUAUCACGCUCAACAACUCCAUGUACUGGCAGGAGUUUGAUGAUGCCUGUGUUUAUGAGUGCCUGGAUGGAAAAGACUGCCAGAGUUUCUUCUGCUGCUACGAAGAGUGCAAAGAUGGAGCAUGGCGAAAGGGCCGUGUGCAUAUAGACAUUUUGGAACUCGAUGCAUACUCUCGUGUCUUCUUUCCCACCUCUUUCCUAUUGUUCAAUAUUGUCUACUGGGUAGGCUAUUUGUAUCUUUAGCGGUCCCACACACCUCACGACACAAAGGACUUGACUUUCGGUCAAGAGAAGAAACAAAGAAUAGACUGAACCAGGACUUUCAAGGUACAGUAAAAAAGAGUGGAUACUGGUUAUCAGAGUUGAGCUGUGGUGAUACAAGGACUUCUCCAAUAGGAGAUGAAAAUGAAAAAUGAGACUACAGAAACCGAAAGCUACAGCAGAUACGUCAAAACCCUUAAAACCAGGCUGUUUUUAUAUGGUCAGGAAGGAUAUUGCCACAAGCUCUUUAAGUGGUUGCAAUUCUCUGGCAGAGAUCUUUGCCUUUUGUUCUUCAGGUACCAGGGGGGAAAAAAAUGAUUCACAAUGUUCCUCUCCCACAAUCUCGUCUUUUUAUGGGUGAGAGAGCAACUGUAAGAAGUCAAGGUGCGAAAAAUCCUUAGGCCAAGAUAACGUGAGAAAAAAAAAUGCCUUGUAUAGCAUGUCACCCUCUGACUUUUGGUGUCUCUUACAAUCCUGGUAGAUCGUUCACAUGACUGGAAACCUGUCAUCUAGCCAUCAGUCAAAACCAGACCGGCUUUCAUGUAAGCGGAGCUUUCAGAGCCAUCUAUAGUGCCUUCCACUGGAGGAGAAGCCAUCAGGCAGAGAAAUCUUAGAAAUGAUGGCAAGAGCAUCAUCUGGUCUUGACUGACCGCUGAUGGUUUUGUUUUGGAGUUUAUUCAACCUUUAGUUAUAGUCAUCCAUUAUUUUAAUGCAUUCAACAUGUCUAAACCCAUUGUCACUGCAUGUUAUAGUAUUAAGCUCUACCCUGAAUCAGCACAAUAAUGGCAAGAGAGUAGAACCAUUUUGGAAGAUUUGGAAUAUUAAUUAGUAUGUAGAUUGCAAGUGUUUGCCUAUAUUUCUAGAUUUUUAUAGCAUAAUUUUUCCACACAAAACAAAUGUUAUUUAAAGAUUACAUUUAUAUAUUAUAUAGUAGACUUUAUUUUAUUUUGAAAUGCCUAAAGUCUAUUAGCAUCAGUUUAUUAGUUAAAAAGUGCAUGCACAGAAUGGAUCAUAAGUUCCUUAGACUCUCACUCUUCAGUCCAGUCCAGCUGGCAAAAUAGUUGCUAUCCAUGUUUACGCCAAGCAUAGCAAAAUCAACACCGCCCAAAGGAAAUCAAGGAAAGUGGGUGUCUCUGGAUCUUCAUGGACACAUUUGCAUUAUUUGCAGAUUUUAUUAUUCUGUUUAGGACUUGCAGGUUUAUUUACUCUCAUAUACAGUCAAACCAAAAUUUAUUCAGACACCUUGAACAUUUCAUUCAUUAAUUCAGUUUAUUCACUAUAGUUUAAAAAAAAUGGUAAUAAAAUAUGACAAGAUCUCAGAGUUAAACUGUGUCAGAAAAAAAAAAAAAAAUCUUAAUUAUGUUAGAUAACACUUGAGCAAAACAUGGUCAGGUCGAAGUGUCUGAAUAAUUUUUGGUUCCAAAUUUUUAUCAAUUUUACUAGAAGUCCACUGUAUGAAGAAUUUUUGGGUAUAAUAUGUCACAGUUUACUUUAUUUUGCUAUCCUCACUUACAUAAAUGAACUAUAGUGUUCUGCACCCACUAGUAAAAAUAUAUCAAAAAUAUAAAAAAUGUCUGAAUAAUUUUUGGUUUGACUGUACAUUAUUUUUCUCACAGAAUACAGGAAUUAUCUAGCAGAAUAUCAAGGCUGUGCUUUUCCAAACAAUACAAUUGGGUUGUGGUCUUUUUCAAAAAACAAACAAAACAAAAGGUUACACUUUAUUUUAAGGUGACCGUGUCACGGUGUAAUUAUACAUUUAAGUACUGAGUAAUAAUAAUAACUACAUGUACUUACUAUAGGCUUGGAAUUGAGGCUUGUUUAGGGUUAGUUGCAUGAAAUUAUGCAUCAUUUAUAGCUAUUACUAUAGUAACUACAUGUAACGUGUAACAAGGGCACUAUAAAAUAAAGUGUUACCGAAAAAUCAUACAGGUUUGGAGCAACAUGAGGGUAAGUAGAUAAUAACCAAUUUUAUUUAUUUAUUUAUUUUUGAGUGAACUAUCCAUUUAAUAAUAAGAUGGAGUGUCAGAAUAAUACUUAAUCAAAACAGUAAUCAGUAACACCUUACAAAAAAUGGUUCAAAUGGUUGCACUAAGUGCAUCAUUGAAGUAACAAUGAACAGCUUUUUUUACAGCCUUUAUUAAUCUUGGUUAAUGUCAGCUUAUAAAUAUACUGAUGUUCAUUGUUAAUUCAUGUUCAUUCAUAUUACAUUAACUUGUGUUAAUUUAUACAACUUGAAAUGUUAAAAUGAAUUUAUGUAUAAAUUAACUUUGAUUAAUAAAUGCUGUAAGUGUAUCGUUCAUUGCUAGUUCAUGAUACCUAAUGCAUUAGCGAAUGUUAGUGAAUUGAAAUAUGUUGUAAAGUGUUACCAAACAAUCUUCAGCACACUGCAGUAAACCCUACAUAAUCACUGUGCUCAUUACCAAACUGUAAUUCACAAUAAGAGUUGUUACUGUGUUGCCUUAGGGUCACCUGCACAGAGAUACUGUGAGAUGAUCCAUUAGGAGGGAUCAAAUGGAUUAAUAUAAGGUAUCUACUUCAAAUUAUAGUCAUUACCAAAGGAUUCACAUUAGCUGAAAACAUUCUGAGGCAAUCUCAAGCUCUUUGUCUUCUUUUCUUGAUUAAUUAUUUUGUAGUCAUGAUCUUCAUUAUCAUUAUUGUCUCAUAGGUAAAAUGUUAAUGUGUGAUGCACACCAGAGGCAAUAUUAUUGUUAUUUUCUUCCUCAAUGAUUGUAGCAUUUUGGUCCGUCUGAUACCACUGUGGUGGGCUGUGGAUUCUACCUGUGCUCUGCACCAGUUUCAGCUCUAAUACAUCUGACCAACAGAAGGUAUCAACGUUUAAUCAAUCAAAUAAUUUCCACCCGCUCUCUGUAACUUUAAUCUUUGGAGUCACGUUUUUUAUUUGAUUUCAUCUCUGACACUUACUCAUUUUAGUUUGUGCCAAGCGUCUUUGUAAGGUAAUCUUUAAGGAUUGUUUCGCAGUCUGUUAACGAUGUUCUGAAUAACCAGAAAUGUGCUGUGAUUUGCUGCCAAGCCGAUUCUCCUCUUGCAUUUCAUGAGCUAUAGUGAUUUUUCUGUUGUGGCUUCUUGAAGGUGUCAAUCCACUAUUGACCUGUUUUGCGAUUCUGUUUGAUGAUAAUCUGUGAGUGCUUCAACAUGUUGUUAUUGCGGCUGUUAACUCAGUUUGACGUACAAUAAUUAUUAGCUGUUCAUUUAUAGUGGUGCUAGAGCUUCAAACCAUCAUUCGACUUUAACCACCAUUCGAGAGCAGCGGUUUUUGCUCUUUACACCCAAGGAAUCAGACAAAUCUGACUUUGCCAAAAGUUAAUGUUAGUUACCUAAAGCCAUAUGCUGGAAUUAAAUCCAAUUAUACUGCUUUUUAUAGUGGCCUAAUAAUGACAUUAAUUCCAAUGACGAAGUACUCUGUGGAAGGAAAUAGAAAAUCUUGAGCAUUAGCCCUGGAUGUAUUUCAAGCUUAUUUGGUCACGUUUUGUCAUUGGGUGUAGACUACUGGAUAUCAUUCUUCACCAUUCAAGCUAGGGGAUUUUUUAAGCGCAACAGAUAUAAUGUUUAGGUUUUUUUUUAUUAUUAUUAUUUAUCUAUAUUUUUUGCAAGGAUAAAAAGAUUUACACAUUCAAGUGACCUUUAAGAGGGUGGAUAUGCUAUCCUUAAUGAUAUAUAACAUGCAUUCACUGAACACUCAGUACUCUGGUGAACAUGAUUUCACCAAGUAUGUUCCUGGAUCAAUGUUUUUGUUGAUCCUAGAACAAAAUUGCAAUCAACCAAUCAGAUUUGAGGGAUAAGUUUACAGUGUAUGUCAAGUUUAGGCUUACAACCAGGGUUUGGUGCUUCUACAUCAGUGAUAUUCACCUACUGUAUCAUUUCCCUCUGAUUUUAGGGAGAAGUUAUGGGUAGGGUUGGGUUUAACCUGGUCUCAUGGAAAGACGUACCUGUGGGAACAUAUUUGCGAGUCGCAAACAUACGUACCAAUACGUACAUAUCACUGCAGUUUCCAACAGAAAUGAACACUAGAGGCAGUAAAACUGCAAGCGCUUUUAAUCGUUUUCAUACACAGGGUCAGAUUAUGGAUUAAUAAAGACUUGUUUUUAUGUCUCCUUGCACAAUAUUAUGUUAUGACUUCAAAACUCUUUUUACCAAAGUGCACGAUUUGUAAACAGAUAUGUUUCUGAUUUGCUCAGUAGGCUAGUUUAGAUGAUACGGAGGUGGACUUAGAAUGAGGAAGUCUUGGGUACGAAUCCGGGGAAAAACGAGUCACGGUAAAACAGCUCAAAGAUGAGAAAUCAAAAUAAGCUUAUACAGGACGAUUACGGAUGCUUUUUAUGUCACAUUUGCUUUUGUUUUGUUGUUGGUGGUACGUUAUUUUAAAAAAUAAUGGAGCAUUACACUUUCAGCGCCACUCACCGGACAAAAUUUCAAAUCAGAACUGCGGUGAUUCGUAUAAAAACCAACGUCAUAAAAACGUACCAUAUUCACGUUUAUCUGUUCCGGCAAAAACAUUAACAUGCUUUUAGCGUCACUCAGUGGACAUUUCACAUUGAAACUGCGGUGAUUUGUACGUAUUGGUACGUAUUUUGCGACUCGCGAAAACGUUCCCACAUGUACGUUUUUCAAAUGAGACCAGGCUCGUUUAGGGGUAGGGAUAGGGUUAACACUAAAUUUUCAGAGUGGAAUGUUGAUCCAGGAUCAACAAAAUAUGUUGAUCCAGGAACAUGUCUUACUUAGAAAAAUCACGGUGACCCAUAUUUUAUAGCAUCUUUCCCACAGUCCAGCCACUAAGCAGACCAGAUUAAUCUGGUUUUAAAAGUGGUCAUUGCUUACUUUCUUUCUUUUUUUUUCUUUCUUUCUUUCUUUCUUUCUUUCUUUUUAAAUCAUCGAAAUUUGUAAAUUAUUAAUUAACAAAACCUUCAAAGUGCAGGUCGACCGUUAAAGGCUGAAUGCCAAAGAAAUCUCAUUCACCGAUCUGCUAUGAAGAUGGCUCCCCCCCAUUCAUAUCAUUCAUUUUGCUUAAAAAAAGUUGUUGGGAUUUGUUUGUUCCUUACAGUACAGUAAAUUACAGCAUAAUUCCUCACACUUGAAAGUGUCCGAAAGCUUUUUGUUUCAAGUGGUCAGAUUAAGUAGCAAUCAAUGUCAGUGGCCUGUACUGUUUUUGGGAAUAGUCUUAAAAUAUAACCAGUCCUGAUAGCGAUAAUAAUAAUAAUAACUCUUUUCUCUAUUGCCCCGGUCACACAGACACACUUUGUGCACCUCUUUUUCACAUUAACACACAAUCUUUCAUUGUAGAUUAUUGCUUUGUGUUUACAAUGACAAUUUGGUGUGUAUUUCUCAUGUUUCUAUGGUUUGUGAGUGCUCACAAUGUGCAGUGUUGUCAGUGGGGUUGUCAUUUGGAUUUGAUAAUAGAGGGUUUAUGUGAGUUUUUGGCCUGUCUAUAAACUCAUUUCUAUUUCUUGUGCUAUUUUCAUAUAUGUAGUUCUUUUUAUAAUUGAAUUGUAAAGUGCAGAGGUGAAUCAGAAGAUGUGAAAUAAAACUUUGUUUUCUUUUUUCCCAUUUCUGUAUAUCACUGCAAUCUUACCUGCACUUUAUAAGUGACUUAGUUCAAUGUAUUUACAACAAAUUAAAGGUAUUUUGUAAGUAGGAGCAAGUUUCUUUUGCUAGCUGAAAGGUUUGAGUUUUUAUUCAUUCAUCUGUUUUUAUCAUCUCAUUUAACACUGUAAUUAACAGUACAUGGUCCGAUAAGACUGAUGUAGGAGAAUGUUCAAGUCGAUUCCACAUUGAUUUGUGCCCCAGCAGCUGUCAAUAACAACCUCAGUGCCUAUGCAUUAAAAUAACCAUUGUUUAUAUUCAGUGUUAUCAAUCCUCUUAAAGGGACAGUACACCUAAAAAUGAAUAUUCUGUCAUUAUUGACUCACCCUCAUGUUAAUCCAAAGCCGCAUGACUUACUUCCAUGGAACACACAAAUUGUUCUUUUAAGUUGAAUUUUCAAUAAAUCAGUUGAUUCAAUACAGUUCUGAAGGAAUUAUUCACAUAUGGACAUCGUUUAUGAUACUUUCACGGUGAUUUUGCCAUUAUUUUAAAGCUUAAAGGCCGUAUGGGUUUAGAAUGACAUGAGGGUGGAUAAAUAAGAACAGAAUUUUCACUUUUGGGUGAACUAUUCCUUUAAAAACACUACCCGGUAGAGAACAGCUUCUGUGUUCUCAUGUGUUCUUGAUGCAGUGCAGAUUACUCAGCAAUAGUUGACUGACAAAACUGCAUCUCGGCUAAAAGCAAAUCACAACUAAAAAUGAAAAUUUCCUAUUUUCUGAGAGGAAAUAAACAAUGAAAACAUCAGAAGCAGUAAGCGUGUAAAACUGGGGAUCUAAAAGUAGGUUAAUGCUGUUAGUGCUCCGUAUGCAUCCACAAAGGCCCUGCGCUCUCAAAAUUAUUCACUGAGCAUUACCAACCUUGAGAACGCAGUAUUUAUAAAAUGCAGAGGGAGACGGGUGGAUGAUUAUAUUUUAUAAUGUCACAGAUCCGAUUCCCUGGGCAAAUGGAUGGGUGAUACAUGACGUCAAAAUAAGAGAUAAUGAUGUAUCUGACAUUUCAUCUAAAAGACUGUCCCUCUAAAGUUCACUAACCCGGGAGAGACAUGUUAUUACAUAUUGUUAAAUUACACUUUUUUAUGAUUUUUUUGAGGGGAAAGGCAAUAUCAAUUGGCAUUUGUAAUAUGAAAAAGGGUUCAUUAACACUAGCCCUCGAAAUUGCUUCAGUGAAAAUGCUGAUCUUGAGCAUUGCACUUAAUUUUAGGGUGUAUUUACACGACUACGAUGUAAUAAAAAUGGAAGUUUUUCCUUGCGUUUUCUGCGUACAGAUGACAACAUUGUCAAAACAAUCCCCAUUCACAUGGAUCCGCAAAAAAAUGAUUAAAAACCCUGUAUUUUGCUGCCAGGCCAGUAGUUUACUUUGUUAAGAAACACUACACGCAUAUAGACUGAACACGUAAUACGCAUGCGCAUGACGCCACUGUUUUCACAAAUUCCCAUUUUUGUGGUUUACAUGGAGACAAUAAUUGUAUCGUUUUCAAAAACUUGCACUUUGAAAAAUGUUUUCAAAAGUUUGCAUUUUCAGGCCCACAAAACGACGUUGUAGUGAAAAUGAAUGGCCAAAACACAAAACAACAGUUUUUAGUUGAAAACAGUGUCCCCUUACGUGUAUCUCUUUAGAAUUAUAGCCUAACAAAAAUAUUCCCUAAAUUUAAGCUGGCUGGUGAUACAGAUAGUUAUUAAAAACUAAUAAUGUAGCAAACAAAUUAGGAAUGAAAAUGAAUUUAAACAUGUGGAAUUGUUUUUGUUUUUUUAAAUGUUCCUCUUGCCUCUAUUCUGAUGAGGCCUGAAUCUCUCUAACACUAAACUUGGAAUGGUUGCUAUGGGAACAUUGUUCAUUCUGUGUGUAAUGAAGUGAAGCCAAAGAUGA